Amaranthus tricolor (Joseph's coat) is the source of this 1662-nucleotide messenger RNA. RefSeq names its product heptahelical transmembrane protein 1-like. Lineage: Eukaryota; Viridiplantae; Streptophyta; Magnoliopsida; Caryophyllales; Amaranthaceae. Gene Ontology annotation, biological process: response to hormone. The coding region runs from base 256 to 1347 and encodes 363 amino acids. The transcript is spliced from 4 exons. The record is from RefSeq and is a predicted model, not a curated record. Gene Ontology annotation, cellular component: membrane. Gene Ontology annotation, molecular function: signaling receptor activity.
ACCUGUAAUAUACUUCACUUUUUGUAUUCUGUUAUCUCCUCAACUACAUUCUUUAAAUGCUCAUCUCAUUUUCCAUUCUAUCCUUGCAGUUAGUUGCCUCAUCGAUUUUCCAAACACCAAUAUAAAACUGACACACAUUUACACACAUAUUUCUCAACAAACAGAUUACUUAUUUUCUUAUUAUCUUUCUUUCUUUAUUAUACUCUGUUUGUUUCACCACACAAACAAACAAUCAGGGAGAGAGUUUUCUGGGCAAUGCACAGUGCAAGAAACAGGGGAAAGCAGGGAAAAACAGAAGAAAACAGGGGAAAACAGAGGAAUACACAGAAAAUGGAAAAGUGUAAUCAUUUUUGUGAAGCAAAUAAGGGUCAAAUUGAGAAGAAAUCCAAUAAAAAGGAGUAUAAGCUUGUGGGUUUUAAUGAAUUGCCUAGUUAUAUGAAGGAUAAUGAGUUUAUCUUGAAGUAUUAUAGAGCAGAAUGGCCUUUAAAACAAGCUUUUUUUAGCUUGUUUCAGUGGCAUAAUGAAACGCUCAAUGUUUGGACGCAUUUACUUGGGUUUCUUCUGUUCGUUGGAUUAACUAUUGUUAAUGCUGCUCAUUUGUCACAAGCUGUUGAUCUUUUUGGGAUUUUUAGGACUUAUUCAUCUGGUUUAGACAAAAACGCAUCUCAUGAUUCUACUAAUCUUCUCAUGGGAAUGACGAAAAUGAUGGAUUUGAACAGCUUAGCCCACCAAGGAGACAUUGAAUCAACAGCAAGAUGGCCUUUCUAUGUGUACUUAUGUGGCUCAAUGUACUGCCUUUUAUCAAGCAGUAUUUGCCAUCUUUUCUGUUGCCACUCUCAUAAAAUGAACUUAUGGCUCCUUCGAAUGGACUACACCGGGAUCACUGUCAUGAUCAUUACCUCAUUCUUUCCUGCAAUGUACUACAUUUUCUUAUGCCAACCCAUCUGGCAAAUAGUCUACCUUUCAGGGAUAUCUAUCUUCGGAGUCUUCACUAUCGCAACAAUGCUUUCUCCUACCCUCUCAUCAGGAAAAUGUCGAGCCUUUCGUGCUAUACUCUUCGUGUCCAUGGGUCUAUUCGGGAUUAUCCCCGCAAUUCAUGCUUGUAUUCUGAAUUGGGAUAACCCAAGAAGGAAUUUGACCCUUGCUUAUGAAUCUGUUAUGGCACUGUCAUACCUUAUUGGGACAUGCUUCUAUGUGACCCGGAUUCCAGAAAGAUGGCGGCCUGGUUGGUUCGAUCUUGCAGGUCAUAGUCAUCAGAUUUUCCAUGUGUUUGUGCUGUUGGGUGCAUUGGCUCACUAUGGUGCUGCACUACUUUUCAUGGAAUACAGAGAUAUGGUAGGGUGUUGAUAAUGACCUAAAAAUUGGAUUUAAGAUCACCUGCUAAAUCAGAUCAAUUACAUUACUGUUUUAUAAUGUUUAGACUGAUUAUACAUUAUUGGAUAAUUAUAGGAAUUGUAGAUAUAAGGAAAAUUAUUAUUCAUUUGUUAGCAAAAGCUAUUCAGAAACUCUGAACAGUUGAGCAAUACAAUACAUAAAGCAUUCAUAUUUAAUCUUGUGUUAAGCAAAACUAUUGAUUAAUGUACUACAUACUAUAUCUUAAUCUUAUACUAUAUAUUGUGAAGAAUGUAUGAAUUGUUUCAUAAUAUCAUGAAUUUUCCACAA